This is a messenger RNA of Malaya genurostris, 555 nucleotides long. Its product is annotated as odorant receptor Or2-like. NCBI's taxonomy places the organism in Eukaryota, Metazoa, Arthropoda, Insecta, Diptera, Culicidae. The coding region runs from base 1 to 555 and encodes 184 amino acids. Gene Ontology annotation, molecular function: olfactory receptor activity; odorant binding. The record is from RefSeq and is a predicted model, not a curated record. Gene Ontology annotation, biological process: detection of chemical stimulus involved in sensory perception of smell; sensory perception of smell. The transcript has a single exon. Gene Ontology annotation, cellular component: plasma membrane.
AUGGAGGACGAGUAUAUUCGAAACAUGGUUCGUAGUUUAACCAAACGGGCUCGAGUUACAUCGUGGGCCAAUAUCGGCUUAGCGUUGGUAGUGGGCACCAGUUAUCUCACAUAUCCGUUGUUCGCAACAGGAAGAAUUUUGCCGUACGGGUUUUAUGUUCCGGGAGUGGAAAAAUUCGACUCACCUCAAUGGGAGGUGCUGUACAUUUUUCAAUUCUUGCUUUCAUUUCCGGGAGCCAGCAUGUACAUCCCAUUUACCAGCUUUUUCGCCAACUGUACGGUGUUUGGCUUGAUCCAGUUGAAAACGAUAGAACAUCAGCUGCAGACAUUCAAGAAACCUGCAGUCAACGACGACUUGGGUCAGUACGCCAGGUUAAAAUCAAUCAUCCGUCAACAUCAAAGAGUCAUCGUGUUUGUGCGUGAACUGAACUCACUCGUGACCAACGUCUGUUUGAUUGAACUACUCUCGUUUGGAUUGAUGGUGGUCGCUUUGCUCUUCCUGAUAAUAGUUGUGCGUGAUGAAAUUGCAGGAUUCGUCUCGAACUGUGAUGCCUAA